Salvia miltiorrhiza (redroot sage) is the source of this 1917-nucleotide messenger RNA. RefSeq lists its product as uncharacterized. NCBI's taxonomy places the organism in Eukaryota, Viridiplantae, Streptophyta, Magnoliopsida, Lamiales, Lamiaceae. The transcript has 5 exons. Gene Ontology annotation, molecular function: DNA helicase activity. The record is from RefSeq and is a predicted model, not a curated record. Gene Ontology annotation, biological process: DNA repair; telomere maintenance. Bases 1 to 1917 code for a protein of 638 amino acids.
AUGGAUUCAGAUCCAAAGUAUUAUACAGCUGUACAUGAUUUCAUGCUUCAUGGUCCAUGUGGAGUAGCAAAGAAAAAUUCACCUUGCAUGGCAAAUGGUCGUUGCACGAAAUAUUUUCCCAAAAAAUAUGUUGAGACAACGACUGUUGAUGAAGAUUGUUAUCCAGUAUAUAGGCGUAGAAAUCAUGGAAGGACAAUUAUGAAGAAUGGUGUGCCUUUGGACAAUAGAUAUGUUGUUCCACAUAAUCGUUAUCUUCUAAUGAAGUAUGGAGCACAUAUAAAUGUUGAAUGGUGCAAUCAGUCCCGAUCGAUCAAAUAUUUGUUCAAGUAUAUCAACAAAGGAAAUGAUCGUGUUACUGUAUCUUUCUAUAAGAGCACAAACGAUGGACAUAUGGAAAAGAAUGUGGAUGAAGAAGCUUGCUAUGCAAUGGGAUUGUUGAAUGAUGAUAGAGAAUACAUUGAUGGUAUAGUUGAAGCAAGUUGUUGGGCAUCUGCUAAGUCUUUAAGAAAGUUAUUCAUCACAUUGUUGUCGUCCGACUCUUUUGGAAGCGUAGCAGAUGUUUGGAAUGCCUGCUGGAUAUAUUUAUCAGAUGAUAUCUUAUACAAUCAAAGAACUUUGCUACUUCAUCCAGAACUACAGUUAACUGAGGAUCAAAUCAAGUGUUAUACACUUGUGGAAAUUGAAAAAUUGUUGAGUAGUUUUGGAAGGACUUUGCGAGAGUUUGAAGGCAUUCCUUAUCCAAGUUCUGAAUUCUUCGAAAUUGAUCAAAAUAUAUUGAUCAGUGAUGAAUUGAGAUAUGAUCGAAAAGCAUUAACAGAUGAGCACAAAGUUUUGAUUUCUAAGCUUACCGAUGAACAACGAUGUGUUUAUGAUACUGUUAUUAAUGCGACACAAUCAAAUUCUGGAGGAAUGUUUUUCAUAUAUGGAUAUGGAGGUACGGGAAAAACAUUUAUAUGGAACACUCUCUCAGCAGCUCUUAGGUCAAAGGGAGAAAUUGUUUUAAAUGUUGCUUCAAGUGGUAUUGCAUCCCUAUUAUUGCCUGGUGGGAGGACAGCUCAUUCACGAUUCAAAAUUCCCAUCAAUGUUAAUGAAGAUUCCAUGUGCAACAUUAAUCAAGGAUCUCCACUUGCAGAAUUGAUUGUUAGGUGUAAGCUUAUUAUUUGGGAUGAGGCACCGAUGAUGCACAAGUUUUGUUUUGAAGCAUUGGAUCGAAGUCUACGAGAUAUAAAGCGGUUUGUUAAUACGUCAAGUGCAUCCACCCCUUUUGGAGGCAAGACAGUUGUGUUCGGGGGUGAUUUCAGACAGAUAUUGCAUGUUAUACCAAAAGGAAGUAGACAAGAUAUUGUUUUUGCAACAAUAAAUUCUUCAUAUCUUUGGAGAUAUUGUAAGAGUUCUCUAAAUGGUGAUUUGGUACAGCAGGUACAUACUCCAGAAUUCUUGAAUAGCAUCAAAUGUUCAGGAGUACCAAAUCAUGAAAUAUAUUUGAAGGUUGGAACUCCAGUUAUGUUGUUGAGGAACAUUGAUCAUGCAAAUGGAUUGUGCAAUAGAACUCGAUUGAUGAUAACAAGACUUGGACAUCAUGUUUUGGAAGCACAAAUUCUUACAGGAGAUAAUGCAAAUCAAAAAAUUUUGAUUCUAAGAAUGUCGUUGACUCCUGCUGAUCCAAGAUUGCCAUUUAAGUUUGAACGAAGGCAAUUCCCCCUGAUUGUCUCUUAUGCAAUGACGAUCAACAAAAGUCAAGGUCAAUCGCUUUCUCAUGUUGGUUUAUUCUUGCCAAGACCAGUUUUUACACAUGGCCAAUUGUACGUUGCAGUGUCAAGAGUACGAAGUCGAGGAGGACUUAAAAUAUUGCUUUAUGAGGAUGGUAAAAAUGAUACUACUACUACUACAAAUAGGAAAGUUUUUCAAAAUGUAUGA